UAGAAAAUUCCCAACAAGUCAGGGGGAUGAGACGUUCAAGCACGUCCACCCUUCUACCAGUAGAGUUCUAAAAGAGCGCACACCACACAGCUUAGCUGCUGGAGGCAAGUAUUUUUACAGUAGCAGUUCUUAAACACUUGGAUCCACAGGUCACAAUAAACCCUUAAACUUUCUUGCAGAUCUCCACAAUAGCCACGGGAGUGAACAAACAUGUGCAAAUAACUGCAUAUUAUCACUUCAAAGGGUUACACGUGGAUCACAGUCUGGGCACUGCUGCUCCACAGGAAGGGAAGCCAAAAACCUUUACAGUGGGAAAUGGUUACAGUGGCCAGGGUUUCAGGCUUCCUUGCUCUCGUGUGGAGAAGACAGCAUAUAGCACAGACCCAAACACCUUGCCAGGAAAGCUGGCACAAACGGUGCUCUACUAUGAAACUCAAACUGCAUGGAGACAACUUCCAAACUUAUUCCCACUAGUUCCCUUGAUCCCCCAUCAAAAAUAGUCUUCAGACGUCUAGGAAAGGGGAACACACUGCACGUUCUGGAUGUCGUGCUCCAUCCCCAGGUAGCACACCAACAACGCUACCUCUCCUCUGCAGCCCAACAGCAGCAACCAGGCAAUACCAUGAUCCCAAGCAAAUUUAAAUUUGGAGAAAUCCACCAAUGACUAUGAGGCUAAGAGAUUUCUAGCUGCAUGCUGCGCUGGAUACGCAAUCGCACUUGCAAAAUGCUGGCGAGGUCCCAUACUACAGUCCAGCUACAUUGUGGUACAGCAGGUUGAACACAUCCUCUGGCCGAUUUCUGUUAUUGCUACAGCAAUAUCUCAUUAUCAUCUGUUGAGACUUUUGAAGAAGAGGGAAGGAACAACCAUCAGUGCAGGGCAGAUUUAAGCGUUCUUAGGCCUAAAGCCCCAAUCUCCAAAUCACAGCUCCCUAGUGUUUCUGCAGGUAUGCGCCAAGGACACGUUAUAUCCUAAGCACAGCGGCACUCCACAAAGGAAAACAAAAAAAAGUUAAUUACUUCCAUGACCUUACAUCAACUCUAAAUGCUAAAACUGUCAAUACACAGUUGGCUUCUUGCUAAGUACAGACAGGAACUAGCCUUGUAGAAAACGCGAUGUUGCUGGGUAGCCCCAGCAACACAAUGCUGCCAGUUGUAUCCAUAACACCCUCUGAGGAACAAUUUCCGUCCCAGGUGGCAGAGCCCUUAUAAGAGAGGAUGCUUCAGAGCUGAAACUCCACUGGCUGGUUUGUAGUUAAUGGCACAGCAGCAGUUCAGAAUUAACUGUACACAAGCAACACUCCCAGUGUUUCCAGUUCUUCUAACCAGGCUAAAAUAACGAAAGCCUUUGGGAUCUUAAUUACAUGCAAGAGGAGGCACAAUCUCUCUCUUCGGCUGUAGUAACAGGAUCCCAGUGAAAGAAGCAGUCUUACUAACCAGAAAGGGCUUUUCUGUCGCACAGGUUGCAAGGUGAGGGGUUUUCUAAUUAAAAGCUGGCAAUCUUCUGUGCAAACAACCUUUCCCCACAGUUGCAAAUUAGUUCCUCUCUAUCCAAAGCUCUCUGAAACAGUUAACUUCUGGCUGUGAGACCAUCCUGUCUCUCUGCCUGCUCAACAAUAGAUCCAGCUAAACAAAUGCCUCCUAAUUGACUUUGAGCAACACUUGAUUGCUUUUACAAAAAACAAAAGAGGGGAAAACAUUGGGGUUUAUGAAAUAAUGCCUAAUCCUGGAGCAAGAGAAGGGGGCUGGGUUGGAGCACUGGUGUCAAACAGAGAUGCAAUCUCAGCUGAAAGAGCCCCAAGACACAUGGGCCAAGUCAUUCAUCCCUCCCCAACUGCCCUCAUUUCCACACCUGCUGAUCUAAGCCAAACCCCUGCUAAAAUCUAAACAAUUGGGGCCGCUGGCAAACAAAAAUUGGAGCAUUGUCUUCCCCAUGAGGGCUCUGAAAGGGCUGCACUUAAUGAGGAUGGACUGACAGAGAGGUGGCUCCUGGGCUAUAAAAGGCUUCCCACAGGCAGGAGCGGCUCAGUCUGGGGUGUGCUGCCAGUUCAUCUGCUACCGGCUCGCUCCGAGCAUGGUCACGGCCCACCGCAGGCAUCCCUCAAGGCCGGGCAGCCCAUGGCUGCUGACUCUGCUGGUGUGUCUGCUGCUCGGGGGCUCUCCGGGCGCCCGGGCGAGCUACCUGAGGAGAUCCUCCAGCUGCACGGCCAUCCCCAACACCAUGGCCUUGUGCUACGACAUCGGUUACUCCGAGAUGAGGAUUCCCAACCUGCUGGAGCACGAGACCAUGCCAGAAGUGAUCCAGCAAUCCUCCAGCUGGCUGCCCUUGCUGGCCAGAGAGUGUCAUCCGGACGCUAGGAUUUUCCUCUGCUCCCUCUUUGCACCAAUCUGCUUGGACAGGUAAGAUAUUUUUGCAAGUUAUUUCAGCUGUAGCAAGGAACACUUCCCCACAGUGCAAUUGCAUUUGUCCCCUGAGAGAAACUGUGCGAAAUCAGAUCAUUGCAGUCAUUUAGCAGCAGUCCUGCCCCAGUCAGUGAGGGGAAAUGGGAUUACUCAGCAGGGAUCUUCCCUCUGAAAGCAAAACGUGAACAUUUCUGAAGGGGAAACAGAAAUCCUGUCAGAUUACCAAAAUAGCCUUUUUGGUUUCUCAAAUCAGAAUACAUCAUGUAUAAACAUAUUCAUGUUACCAACUCUCUUGGAAAAAGCUUUUCCACUGACUGACCAUGCUGGUCUUCAUCUCAUACGCUCACGCUUCUCUUGCGCACAAACUCAGCUGGCCUCUCUUCCGCCUUGCGCACAACGCAGGUACGCUUCUACCUGCUUGCAGGGUUGUUUCAUUUUGCAGGAGCAGCAACAUCACAUUCCCCCGCGGGAUUUCCCUGGUUUCCCAUCUCAGACAUUGCUCCCUUUUGCUCCCGCGCACUCCUCUCACACAACACGUGCGCUCCCCGGGAGCUGCGGGCUGCAGUCCCACAGCCUCACUGCCAGCCUCCCGCCUGCACAGCCCCACACACCUCCCUCACCACUCCCUCUGCCCGGCCGCGCGCAGGCUUUCUCAAUCUGAAAGUGACUGCAGCAGACGCAAAUCCGCAUUUUUGUGGCGUAGGCAUCCAGCUACAGAACUGUUAAGGAAAUCAGGUAUCUAAUUGGGCAGCUGCAAAAACAAGCAGCCCGCGGUCGCACAAAUACAGAACAUCCCUGGGGGGAGGAAGGGCUUCUGGCAGCAGCCUAUACCAAAAAGCCUGCUCCCUUCUCACUCCCAUCCUUAGAAAUUGCUUGGUGCCUGGACUUAAAUGUUCAAAAUACAUCAAACAUCCCAUAGCUCUACUAGUGCUGCAGCGCACACCGCAACCCUUUGAGGCAGGUAGCAAGGUGACAGAGCUCAACCCGCAGCCUGCUGUAAG
Messenger RNA from Struthio camelus australis, 3401 nucleotides. The record is from RefSeq and is a predicted model, not a curated record. NCBI's taxonomy places the organism in Eukaryota, Metazoa, Chordata, Aves, Struthioniformes, Struthionidae.